Molecule: messenger RNA, 656 nt
Organism: Nelumbo nucifera (sacred lotus)
Lineage: Eukaryota; Viridiplantae; Streptophyta; Magnoliopsida; Proteales; Nelumbonaceae
Product: protein NONRESPONDING TO OXYLIPINS 2, mitochondrial-like
Source: RefSeq, a predicted model, not a curated record
GUCAUGCGUUUAGGGUUUAAAGGGUUUUAUUUCUUCCUCCAUCUCUCCUGAAGAAGGAAUGGCUACACUGUUCAGAUCUGCUACAAAGGCGGGUUUAAGGUUUAUCGCAGUUAGGCCAAAAACCCUAACUUCGAAAGUGGUAACUCCAAGAACCUCAAUGUCUUCUCCCUUCACUCCCAUUACAAGGAGCCCUGGUUGCGCUUCGAGGCUGGUCAUGGCGUUGGGAAGUGUUGAGUCUCUGAUGCCGCUCCACAGCGCCAUUGCUUCUGCCCGUCUCAAAUCCAUCAUUGCCGUUGAUUCCAGCUGCUGGAGUUGGCUCUCUCAAGGACUUGCAUUACCCUUGUGACAAGGACUGUAGGCUUUAUACAACAAAAAGAAUAGGAACUCCUCAGUUACUUUGAGAAGGAAAAAAACUUGUUCUGUUUUCCCAUGGUUUCUGAAAUCUGUAUUGAGAAACUAAAUCUACUUACUUUGAUCAAGAUUUACGUCUUGUUAUGCUAUUUACUGAGUUAUUUUUCAUGUUAAUCAAGGGAUGUAUUUUUUUUUCCUGUUGUUGAUUUUGUCUUAACAUUUUAUGAGACCUAUUGCAUUUGUGUAAUGUUAUUAUGUUAACAGUGGGCAAAUGAAAAACUCUGAAUUGAAAUUUUUCAUGAUGA